AUGAGUAAAACAGACGUCGGUUAUAGACGUGAACGGAAGCUAGAUGACGUCAUCAAGGGGAAAGGUUACCCGAAUACGGAGGUAGUAGGAGUCAGUGUGCUCCACUGCGCAUCUUUGUGCGGAUCAAACUCAUCGUGUUCCUCCUUCUUCUUCCUUCCGACGACAGGAAGAUGUCUGCUGUAUGAGGAUGUCUUUGAAAACCCAGAUGGAGGCCAGACGUCAUCGGGUGCUCGAUAUUUCACUGCUGAUGACCCGGACUGUCCUUCUGUAGAGGGGUAUGUUUGGUUUCGCAAACAAGACAUCUGCAUCAAGAUUUUUUCAAGCGUAAAGAACUUUACCGACGCCUACAGAGCCUGUGUCAGUGUCGGCUCCCGGCUGGCGGUACUGGACACGGGGGCAAAGCUCAGAGCUGUCAUUGGGUACUUAGAAGAACUGAACCUCACUUCUCGGUUUUACAUCGGAGCGAUGCGAGAAGGAGUCCUCACUGACAGCAGAAGAACUUGGAACAAUGCUCUUCAUCCACUGUACUGGUUGAAUGGAGUGCAAGUCGCUCUCAGUGAGCCUGACAGUGACUGGUCGACUGGAAAUCCUGACAAUGAACUCGCAAUGGAAGGAUGUUUGGAAAUCCGGAAUUGGAAAUAUAAUGACAUUCCAUGCGGACUUUCCAAGCAAUUCAUCUGCGAGAAGGAACUGAACUGAUCUUGCCAACCAUUUGAGUCCAUUCGCACAGGAUAAAGCGGUAAUUAUGAAAGGCGUCGUCAUGGUAACC
Pomacea canaliculata is the source of this 769-nucleotide messenger RNA. RefSeq lists its product as uncharacterized. The coding region runs from base 1 to 699 and encodes 232 amino acids. Lineage: Eukaryota; Metazoa; Mollusca; Gastropoda; Architaenioglossa; Ampullariidae. The transcript is spliced from 4 exons. The record is from RefSeq and is a predicted model, not a curated record.